AUGCGUUUCACAGACAUCUUUGCUGUCGGUGUGGUGGCGCCUUUGGUGGCAGCUCACGGUGGAGUCCCAGGAGCACCUAAGAUUUUUGGCCUACCCAGAGACUUGCUCGAUGACUUCAAGGCUCCCGUUGCUGCCCGUACGCUUCGACACCCUGCUAUGCCCAGGGGUGGCCUGUUGGAAACCCGCCAAGGUGGUCAGAACGGACGUUGUGGACCUAGCUUUGGCAAUGCCAAGUGUGCUACAGGGUAUUGCUGCUCUGGUGCCGGAUACUGCGGAACUUCGAAAGAUCACUGCCAGGCUCCCGACUGCUUGAUUGACUUCGGCCCAGCUUGCGAUGCCAACAAAACUCCUGGUGGAGCUAGCACACGCAACGACCCUCGUCCUCAAAAGGGCAAUGUCGCAUACGGAGGUGGCGGUGUCUAUGCCUGCAAGAAGGCUGGAACAGUCGCCAUCACCUACGACGACGGUCCAUACAUUUACACCGACCGCGUCCUCGACCAGUUCGCUGCUGCUGGCUUCAAGGCUACCUUCUUCGUGACUGGUAUCAACCUUGGCAAGGGCGCCAUUGACAGCACAGCGCAAUGGUCCAACGUGAUCAAGCGCAUGGUUGCCGAGGGCCACCAAGUCGCAUCCCACACAUGGUCCCACCAGGAUCUCAGCAUCAUCACUGAUGCGCAACGCUACGACCAGAUGGUCAAGAACGAGAUGGCCAUCCGCAACAUUAUCGGAAAGUACCCUACAUACAUGCGUCCUCCUUACUCGUCUUGCAACACCGCCUGCCAGACUGUAUUGAAGAACUUGGGAUACGUCGUCAGCUACUUCGACUUGGACACGGAUGACUACAACCAGCUCUCCAACAUCCAGGUUGCCAAGGAUAACUUCAAGAGGAUUCUUGACUCCACAGCCGGUGGUCCCACCACGGGCUCCCGUCUUGCUAUUGGCCACGAUAUUCACGAGCAGACUGCUCUCAACCUUACCGGAUACAUGCUUUCAUACCUCAAGUCCAAGGGCUACCGUGGUGUUACCAUGGGUGAGUGCAUGGGCGAGCCUGAGGCGAACUGGUAUCGCACUUCCGGCGAGGGUGGUGGCUCUACCACCCCUCCUCCUACCUCUGGCGGUGGCAGUGGCAGCACCCCUGUUUCCACUGAUGGAUCGUGUGGCUCUGGCAAGGGAACGUGUGCUGGAUCCACUUUCGGCAACUGCUGCUCUCAGUACGGAUGGUGUGGAUCCUCUGCUGACCACUGCAGCGCCGGCUGCAACUCUGCCUUCGGUACUUGCACUGGCGGUGGCUCAACCACCCCUGCGCCAGCUCCUUCCACCCCAGCUAAGAAGGUCUCUACUGAUGGUACUUGCGGAUCUCAGGGAGGUGCUACUUGUGCUGGCUCGACAUUCGGCAACUGCUGCUCGCAGUACGGAUGGUGCGGAUCUACCUCUGGACACUGCGGUUCCGGUUGCCAGAGCGGAUCGGGUACUUGCACUUAG
Molecule: messenger RNA, 1482 nt
Organism: Alternaria arborescens
Lineage: Eukaryota; Fungi; Ascomycota; Dothideomycetes; Pleosporales; Pleosporaceae
Exons: 2
Coding region: 1-1482 (493 amino acids)
Biological process (GO): carbohydrate metabolic process
Molecular function (GO): chitin binding; hydrolase activity, acting on carbon-nitrogen (but not peptide) bonds
Source: RefSeq, a predicted model, not a curated record